CCCGCUCAGGGCUUGCUUUCCUCUGGACCUGGGAACUUCCUGCACUUUCACUCACCACCUGCCCUUCGCAGUGCUUUAGCAUGUGCACGGGAAAGUGUGCCCGCUGUGUGGGGCUCUCCCUCAUCCCCCUCUCCCUCAUCUGCAUCGUGGCCAACGCCCUCCUGCUGGUGCCUAACGGAGAGACCACCUGGACCAAUCACCUCAGCUUGCAAGUCUGGCUCAUGGCGGGCUUCAUCGGCGGGGGCCUGAUGGUACUGUGUCCAGGAAUUGCAGCUGUUCGCGCUGGGGGCAAGGGCUGUUGUGGUGCAGGCUGCUGUGGAAAUCGCUGCAGGAUGCUCCGCUCCGUCUUCUCCUCGGCAUUCGGGGUGCUUGGUGCCAUAUACUGCCUCUCGGUGUCGGGAGUCGGGCUCCGAAUUGGACCCAAAUGCUUAAUGAACGGCGAGUGGAGCUACCACUUCGAAGAUACCUCAGGUGCUUACUUGGUCAACCGGACUCAAUGGGAUUUGUGCGAGGAGCCGCCUCACGUGGUCCCCUGGAAUGUGACACUCUUCUCCUUGCUGGUGGCCGCCUCAUGCCUAGAAAUCGUGCUGUGUGGGAUACAACUGGUGAAUGCGACCAUUGGUGUCUUCUGUGGCGAUUGCAGGAGAAAGGAGGGCGCCCCUCACUGAGGCUCCACUGACCAUCCUAUUACACCUGCUGGUUUGUUUGUGGACACCCGCCUGGCACCCCCAUGCCCUGGUUCAC
Messenger RNA from Propithecus coquereli (Coquerel's sifaka), 744 nucleotides. It is a transcript of the gene TM4SF5, whose product is annotated as transmembrane 4 L six family member 5. The transcript has 5 exons. Lineage: Eukaryota; Metazoa; Chordata; Mammalia; Primates; Indriidae. Gene Ontology annotation, cellular component: membrane. Bases 81 to 668 code for a protein of 195 amino acids. The record is from RefSeq and is a predicted model, not a curated record.